This is a messenger RNA of Physeter macrocephalus (sperm whale), 3894 nucleotides long. It is a transcript of the gene SPEM3, whose product is annotated as SPEM family member 3. Gene Ontology annotation, cellular component: cytoplasm. NCBI's taxonomy places the organism in Eukaryota, Metazoa, Chordata, Mammalia, Artiodactyla, Physeteridae. Gene Ontology annotation, biological process: flagellated sperm motility; sperm individualization. The record is from RefSeq and is a predicted model, not a curated record.
AUGGGUGAGCGAACCCACUACGAAGCCCAGCCAUGCUCUGGCACCAACCCCAGGAAGUGCCAGGACCUAGGAGACUCAAUUCUUCUGAUCCUGGGCGGCUUCAUCUUGCUCAACGUGGGGAUCAACGUGGUGACUCUGCUCUGGAGGCGUCUGAAGAGCUCCUUGCGGGCACUUUUCCAUCAUAUUUUCCCCAAAGACAAGCAAGCCAGCUGUGUAGGCGGCCAUUGCACGUGCACGCGCUACUCCGUGGAUCCCAAGAACCUGCGCUCAAGAGUUUCUUCCCGCUUCCGCCAUCGCCCAAGCUUCCUGCUCGGGCACCCAAACGACCUUGACUCCUGGAUGCCAGACACAGAUGACGAGACGGCUUCUAAGUGCUGCUGGAUGCCGUCUCAGAGUGGACGGGCUGGGGCUUCCACAGAGGCUCCACGGGGACUGUGGGAGGAGGGGGUAGUGGGAGCUGGGGCGGCCCCUCCGGUCACAGCCUUAAAGUCCCAAGCCACCUUUUACUCGAGGCAAGAGACAUCUUCCAAGCUCCGCAGGAUGAGCAAGGUGGACGUGGUUCCACUCCGCCUGCCCCAAGAGAGCAAGACUAAGACGCCGGUCUAUGACCCAGCCCAGGCGCCAGCCGGGGCCCAGCUCCGCCCCCCCGUUCAGCCCCCUGCGCAUGCUCCUGCCAAGGCCCAGACCUUCUCCUCAGCCCACCCCCCUGAGCACACCCCCCCCAAGGCCCAGACCCCCUCAGCCCGCACCCCUCCACGGGACACACGAACUACUCCCGGGAUCCCCACGAGGUACGUGCUGGCCGAGGCCUUGUACCAGCGGGCCCCGGCUCCCAGCUCAGCGCUGCUCCUCCGCUCGCCCCAGCCCCCGCCCGACGUCCAGGCUACCGAGCACCCUCCGCCCCCGCCCACCUUCAUGCCACUCAGCCGGAACCCGGGGGGCAAUGCCAACUACCAGGUGUAUGACAGCCUGGAGCUGAAGCGAGGAGUCUGGCUCCCAGUGACUACGUGGAGGCCAGAGGGCCCGGGCAGGCCUGGGACCCAAGCCAUGGGUGAGCGAACCCACUACGAAGCCCAGCCAUGCUCUGGCACCAACCCCAGGAAGUGCCAGGACCUAGGAGACUCAAUUCUUCUGAUCCUGGGCGGCUUCAUCUUGCUCAACGUGGGGAUCAACGUGGUGACUCUGCCCCCUGCGCAUGCUCCUGCCAAGGCCCAGACCUUCUCCUCAGCCCACCCCCCUGAGCACACCCCCCCCAAGGCCCAGACCCCCUCCCCAGCCCUCACCCCUGAGCACAGCCCUGCCCAGGUCCAUGGCCCUGAGCAUACCUCAGCCCAUACCCCAGCCCAGGCCCAAGCCCAGGCCCCCUCACAUGCCUCAGCCCAGUCCCUGGGCCACACUUCUGUCUGCACCCUGACCCACGCUCAUCUGACCUGUACCCAUGCCAACACUCUGGUCCCUCCCCCAACUUCUGCCCCAGUCCCUCCCCCAACUUCUGCCCCUGCUACUACCCCUGCCCUAGCCCCUCCACCAGCCCCUGUCCCGAUUUCUGCCACAACCUCUGUCCCAGCGCUGGUCACGGCCCUGACGACCACUCCAGUCCCUUCCGCCACCCCUACCCCCAUCCUAGAUUCUAUUCCCUCUACCUUGUCUGCCUUCAGCCAAGGCCUCUCCUCCGGCCAUGUGUGUCCCCUUCAGAACUCUGGGUAUUCCAGAAAGGACUUGGGUACCCUCUCCAGGCCCCAAGAGGGGCAUGGUCCGGUGACCUCUGGUACAGCUGAGCAAACACUGAAGCAAUGUAGUGGGGACAGUGCCAAGCCCUCCACAGGAUCCAUACCGGGUUACCUGGAGUCGGGGAAUGUGGAAUGGAAGAUCUCAAACGAUGCCAAAGACAAAUUUGUACAGUCCGAGACCUUCCCUUACUGCAGCUUCCAUUCUUGCGGUUCUGAGAAGAGAAACACGGACCCUCAGACUCCAGUCUACCCCAAAUUCCUGGUGUACUCGAAGGAUGCUGCACCUUCUCAACCUUGCUUCCAUUCUCCAACCAGUGCCCAGAGCUCACCAUGCACCAUGCCUCCACCAUGCACUCUUUCUCUGCCUCUUGUUUCUCCCAGAUCCUUUGUCCUUCAUCAACACAGCAACCACCAGAAGCCCUCCACCUUAACACAACCCCCCACCUUUCCCCCAACCUCCAAGUCUCCUCAGUCUGUCCUCUCUUCCCAGGACCCCAUCCCUCCCCAGUUAUCCACUACUUCCCAAACCCCAAACCAGCCCCAACCUCCUGAACUUCAUGAGAGUCUAGGCCUCAACCAAGGCUCUGUCCUCCAAAGGACCCCAGGCUCUUCAAAAGACUGUAGAGUUUCUAGAAACCGAGGCCUCACCCCAAAUCCAGGCCUCCACAAGAACCCAGGCCUUACCCAAGACCCAGGCCUCCACAAGAACCCAGGCCUUGCUCAAGAUCCAGGCCUCCACAAGCUUCCAGGCCUUACUCAAGACCCUUAUCUCUGCAAGAAUCCAAGCCUUUCCCAAGACUCUGACCUUCAGAAGAAUCCAGUCAUUACCCAAGAUUCUGGCUCCCAGAAGAGCUUAGGUUCUACUCGAGUUGGACGUUCCUUUAAAGGCCCAUAUCUCACCCAACCCUCUGGUCUCCACAAGAACACACCAUUUCUCCAAACUUCUGACAUUCAGAGAAGCUCAGGCUUUAUGCAUGAUUCUGGAGUCUAUAGGAAUCUAGAACGAAAUCAAGAGACUGUACUCUAUAAAAGUCAAGAGGUCUCCCAAAAAACUGGCCUCCAUAAUAGCCCACACCCUUCUCAAGAUUCUGGAUGUUACAAGAGUACAGGUAAUGCCCAAGAUUCAGGAGUCUCUAGGAGUCCAGACUUUACCCAAGAUUCUGGGCCACAGAAGAGUCCAUACCUUGCCCAAGACUCUGGAGUCAACAAGAGCUCAGGCCUUUGCCAGGAAUCUGGUCUCCAUAAGAGCCCAGGCCUUGUGCAAACCCCUUGCCUCCAUAAGGGCUCAAGCCCUACCCGAGACUCAGGAGACUACAAGAAUCCAGGUCUUACCCAAGAUUCUGGAGUCUGCAGGAGCCAAGGCCUUACGCAAGAUUCUGACCUCCAUAAGAAUCCAGGCCUUACCCAAGCCACUGAAGUCAAAAGGAGAUGUGGCCUUACCCAAGAUGCUGGAAUUUACAGGAGCUCAGAACAUACCCAUGACCCUAACUUCCACAAGUACUCAGGAAUUAGUCGAGAUCCUGGCCCCCAUAAGGGUUCAGCCCUUACUCAAGACUCUGGCUUAUCCAAGAGAUCAGGCCUCGAUAACAACUCAUGCCUUAACCCAAAUCCUGGCCUCCACAAGAAGCCUCUAGGAACUGACUCUGUCCAAGUUUUGGGCCCACAUCAGACCCGAAAGUCAUCUAUAUCUGAGGCAGUUCCUCGAAAGGAGGAUGCAGGGCAGCACAUACCAUGGACUUCUGUCCCACCCAGUCAGAAAUCCUGCUUUCCCAAGGCUCAGGUGACCUACAAUGACCUGCAAACCUUCUCAGAGGUACCUGUACUGAUUGAGCUGCAAUCAUCCUCCCAGCGAGCAGGCAGCCAAGACCGGGUGUACCACCCCAUGGAUACAGUUCCUCCAGCCUGCCAGAACUAUCGCCAGAUGUCUACGCCUCCCAAAACCAGCUGGAAGCCCUACUGUCCUGGGUCAGGCACCCGGCUAGGGCAUGUGGUCUUCGACGCCCGCCAGAGACAGUUCAGAGCAGGCAGGGACAAGUGCGAAGCUCUGUCUCCCAGGCGCCUUCACCGAGAGACAUCCAACAACUCACGGAGACCAUCAAGGAGUGGGGAUAUCAGUGUGAUGAGAAACUUAGAAAAAGAGGGGACAGAUAUGCAUGAAGAAUAA